Messenger RNA from Carcharodon carcharias (great white shark), 1917 nucleotides. RefSeq names its product tetraspanin 33a (gene tspan33a). Gene Ontology annotation, cellular component: membrane. The transcript is spliced from 8 exons. NCBI's taxonomy places the organism in Eukaryota, Metazoa, Chordata, Chondrichthyes, Lamniformes, Lamnidae. Bases 204 to 1040 code for a protein of 278 amino acids. The record is from RefSeq and is a predicted model, not a curated record.
UUUGUGGGGACGGCAGACGAGCGUCGCAAUCGGGGAAUUUCUUGCGUUUCUUUCCACUUUAAAGGGAAAUCACUGCCGAGAAGCACCAGUGAAUGUAAUCUUGAACCUUUCUCACACCCGGUGCAGUAGGAGGAGACUAUUUUAAUGCAAUGUAAUUUUUAUAGUGGGACCUUUGAAUCCAGGGGAAUCUUGACUAGCUAACCAUGGCUCGAACUCGGACCCAGGGAGAAGAUUUCACCUUCGUCAACCCUGUUGUUAAAUAUUUACUGUUUCUGUUUAACAUGCUGUUCUGGAGCAUCUCCAUGGUGAUGGUUGCUAUCGGUUUGUAUGCCAGAGUCAUGAAGCAUGCAGAGGCUGCCAUGGCCUGCCUUGCAGUGGACCCUGCCAUCCUCCUCAUCGUGGUGGGCGCACUGAUGUUCCUGAUCACAUUCUGUGGCUGUAUAGGAUCGCUGCGUGAGAACAUCUGCCUGCUGCAGACAUUCUCUAUCUGCCUGACGCUGAUUUUUUUGCUACAGUUGGUCGCCGGAGUUCUAGGCUUUGUCUUUUCAGAUAAGGCCCGAUCAAAGGUCAGUGAGAUCAUCGACAGCGCAAUAGUCCACUACCGCGAUGACCUGGAUCUCCAAAACCUCAUUGACUAUGGACAGAAGCAGUUCAGCUGUUGCGGUGGAAUCUCAUACAAGGACUGGAGCCUCAACAUGUACUUUAACUGCACACUGGAGAACCCCAGCCGGGAGCGCUGCUCCGUGCCCUAUUCCUGCUGCCUGCGCUCUAAGGAGAAAGUGAUCAACACCAUGUGCGGUCAGGGGAUGCAAGACCUGGACUACUUGGCAGCAGAAGAAUACAUCUACACCAAUGGGUGCAUCGACAAGUUGGUCAACUGGAUCCAUAGCAACCUCUUCCUGUUGGGAGGGGUGGCCCUGGGCUUCGCAAUCCCACAGUUGGUGGGAAUUCUUCUCUCCCAGAUCCUCAUCAACCAGAUCAAAGAUCAGAUUGAACUCCAGAAGUACAACAGCCAGCACAGAGCAGACCCAUGGUACUGACCCCUGCCUGCUACACAACACCACCUCCACCCCAACACUACAGCUAUUCACAUACUGGAGGAGGCACGCUGUUCCCCUGGAGCUCUUUUACAAGUUGCUGGUGUGAAGACCAAUCAAAUUCUGAAGCCUUUUGUUUCUUUGCUCAGGAAGGACUGCAGCCCAUUGGGAUUGUCAGAGUGCCACCUUCAUUCUUGGUGCAUUAUACGCAUUGUGAUCACAGGAUGAAAAGGCCCACAGGAGCUGUGUUUUAAAUUUAAUCUCUCAUCUAGCCCAUCAACUUCAAGUUUAACUAAUCCAUUUGUUUUAUAAAUAUCUAUAGUUGGAGGUCCUGUUAUGGCUGUCAUGUACUGGUGUAUAGAACAAUGUCCCACAUACAUCAUUGGUACUGGCCUGAUCUCUCUCCCCUUCUCAUUGUGGUCGUGCACUUGUCUUUUAAGGGAUUUGUUCAUCCGUUCCUGGUAAACUCUGCUAAUCUGUGCCUAUGUUGCCUUUGUGAAGCUCUCUGUGCCUCUAUUGCUGUCUUUACUUUGUUCCUGUAUGUUACUGUUAAUUGGUCAAUUUUUUGUUGAUGUUUUACUGUGCCUCUUUGUCUCUCUCGGAAGGACAAUCUGGGGUGAAUUUGGUAACUCCCAAAUGUUUACCUGUCGGAGGGUGUUCAAAAUCAAGUGCUUCCUGGGUCAAUUACCUAAAUCUAGCACUAAGUGGGGGGAAGUACUUUCUGACUUAUGGUGUUAGAGUAUUGAAAAGGAUGUUAUGAUUGGAAAAGCCACAUUACUGUAUGUGCAUACUUGGGGGGAAGGGGUAAAUGUUGUCUACCUGUUAAUUUAAUUUUUUUGCUAAAUUAAAUAUUUUUGUCUUUUAAUAAAAUAUAUAAUCU